Molecule: messenger RNA, 8712 nt
Organism: Leopardus geoffroyi (Geoffroy's cat)
Lineage: Eukaryota; Metazoa; Chordata; Mammalia; Carnivora; Felidae
Product: maestro heat-like repeat-containing protein family member 1
Exons: 38
Coding region: 4068-8420 (1450 amino acids)
Cellular component (GO): cytoplasm
Source: RefSeq, a predicted model, not a curated record
ACAGAGCCUGACAUGGGGCUUGAACUCAUGAACCAUGAGAUCAUGACCUGAGCUGAAGUUGGACGCUUAACCAACUGAGCCACCCAGGUGUCCCUACAGUCGUUAUUUUAGACUCUUACUCUAUAGGGUAGAGUACAACAUCCAUCUUGAUAUUUCUUUACUAUCUUUUAGCAUCUCUUCUUGCUGUUAAGGAACUAGCUGAUUGUUAUUCCUUUGUAGGUAAUUUGUGUUUUAUUCUAGUGGCUCUAGAAUUUUACUUUUUAUCCCUGAUGUUCUGCAGUGUCACUGAAACAUCAGUUUAUCUUUAUUUGUCCUGGUGAGUACUUGGGUUACACUUCCCAUCAGAGGAUUCUUGCCUUUUUUUUUUUCAAUUCUAGAAAAGUCUCAGUUAUCUUUAUAUAUUACCAUCCUGCCAUUCUUUUGGAACUCCUCUCAGUCCAUCCAACACACCUGCUACUUGUUCUUUUAUUAAAAAAUUAUUUUCUUUAUUUUCCUACAUUGCACACUGGGUGAAUUCCUCACUAUUUUCUAAUAUACUAAUUCUUUUUUUUAAACUUUUUUUUAACGUUUAUUUAUUUUUGGGACAGAAAGAGACAGAGCAUGAAUGGGGGAGGGGCAGAGAGAGAGGGAGACACAGAAUCGGAAGCAGGCUCCAGGCUCUGAGCCAUCAGCCCAGAGCCCAACGCGGGGCUCCAAUUCACGGACCGCGAGAUCGUGACCUGAGCUGAAGUCGGACGCUUAACUGACUGAGCCACCCAGGCGCCCCUAAUUUACUAAUUCUUUAACUGUAUUCAGUCUUGAUUAUAUAUUAUUUGUUAAGAUUUCAAAUUUUGAUGCCUAUGUUUUUCAUUUCCAAGUUUUCUAAUUGGUUCUUUUCAUAUCUACCUAUAAAUUAUUUCAUUCUGUCUUUAUUUGUUCUUUUAAGAUGGAAAUUAUUUCUUCACUUUUUUAGCACCCUAAGCACAUUCAUUUGAUGAUAAUGAGGAGGAGGAGGUGGAGGAGAAGAGGAUGGUGACAAUGAUUAUCAUUAUUAUUAUUUUAUUAAAGUCUUUGAGAGACUGUUUUACAAAAUUAAUCUCCUCUGAAGUAAUUUCCUGUUCCAAUUGUUGAUUUUGUUAUGUUGUCUAUCUUUUGUAGCAUUAGAUUUCUACAUGUCUUUGGGAACUUGAGUUUAUUUAUUUUAAGUAGCACCUCUCUAUUUCUCUUCCUUUCCCUCUUUCUCUCCUGUGUAAAACACUUCCUUUCUAGUUGCUUUUUGUGACUGUCUCAUUUGCACCCCUACUCCUGAUCUAAUAUCCAGAACCUGGUCUUAAAAUGACAAUAAGUGGCUCUUCUCCUGUAGAGAUAUGGGGAUGUUGUGGAUUCAGGUAGAGUGCCAACAGUUUCUAAUUGAGAAUAAUAAUCAAUAUUUACUGAGUUAAUACUAUAUGCCAGGCACUAUUCUACAUAUAUUAUUUCAUACAAUUGUUCCUAACAGUUCUAUGAGUUAGAUACUACUACUACUAUUGCUACGACUACUAUGACUAUUACUUCUACUAUCACUACCACAAUGAUGACCAUUUUAUAAAUUUUUUUUUCAACGUUUAUUUAUUUUUUGGGGGACAGAGAGAGACAGAGCAUGAACAGGGGAGGGGCAGAGAGAGAGGGAGACACAGAAUCAGAAGCAGGCUCCAGGCUCUGAGCCAUCAGCCCAGAGCCCGACGUGGGGCUCGAACUCACGGACCGCGAGAUCGUGACCUGGCUGAAGUCGGACGCUUAACCGACUGCGCCACCCAGGCGCCCCUGUCCAUUUUAAAAUGAGUAAAUUAAGGCAUGUUAAAUAAUGCCUUUAGUGAAGACAAACCAGAACAUUUGAGUAAAUGAAUGAAUGAAUGAAUGAAAGAAUGAAUAAAUAAUCCAUUGUUGCUGGUAGCAGAUAGACUGAACUCAGACCAAAUUAAUUUCCUGGCUUUUUUCCCCUAUCAUUAUUAACCAAAACUAUGGGUAUAUGUCACUGGAAUAUAAGUUUGUAGUUUAUAAUAGUCAAUUUUAUUAAUAUGAAAUUAUUUUAUUUCUAUGAAAUUUUUGUAGUCCUAUAGACAAGUACUCUCCUACUCCAAAUCUCUAUCCAACUCUCACCCAUAGAAAGCACUUUAUAAUGUCAAGGGAAAAGAUGUGAUCCAAAGGGCAGGCUGAAAUGCUGAAAGUGAUACCUAAUAGUACCUAUCUCAUCUUUUUUGACUCUCAUGUUAAUUUUUAUUAUACUUAUUUUACAUAUGAAUAAAUAGAGUCUCCAGGAGUUAAAUAAAUUGCCUAAGGAUAUAUUGCUAGUGGGGGACAGAGUCUGAGUCAGGAGCCAAACUUGUGUCUUCUGAUUCUUAAUUAUUCUUUGCAUGUUUUCAUCAUACCAUGAUACCCACCUGUAAUGAAACACCCACCUAUAGCAAGAGAGAAACAGCAACCCCUCCUCACCAUUUUUAUUUCUUAUAGAGAUGUUUAUAGUUAUGGUAGGUUCUUCAGAGAUCACAGACAGGAACUUGGAUGUCUCAGAAAAGAACAUCAAGGACUUUAUGGAGGCACUCCAAGUUGCUGGUCAGGUGAGGACAUCUCAGACAUCUUCCUGGCUCCAGCCAGCAUAGGACCAUCUUGAUCAAGGUAUUUGGUUGGGCACACACCCAUUGUGCCAGGAGAGUGGGAAAAUUUCCAGUCUGCAGAGCACUACUUGGUCCAGUCCAUUCAUAGCUCCAGGUCUAGUUCCAGUGUUCCUAGUCUGACCCAUAUUCUUCACUCCUCAACCUCUGAUCCAGCUUUAAUCCUCUUUCUAGAUUCACUCCUCCCCUUCCUUUCUUGACCAGGGAUCAUUAUUCUCUUUAUUAUCUUUACCCUUCAACCUUCCUUUCUCCUUGAGUCCCCUCUCUCCUAUAGUUGUCAGCAGAUAAUGUCUUACAAACGCUCAAGUUGCUGAAAGUCAAAAUCCUAAAUAACAAGAUGGCAACUCCACGAUGCCAGAAGGUGACAGAUAUCAUCGUUGACUACAUGAAGACCAUGGUGAGGAGCUGUGCCUCUGGGUUGGGAGCUUUGGGGAAAGAAAGCACCCCAGGUAUGAGCCCAAGAGUUCUUUCUGGUGGAUGAUGACUCUUGGAAACUAAACUAUGUGAGAACUUGGAUAUGAGUAUCUCAUUUCUAAACAGUUUGCUGGAGUCCAUAUCUUGUACUGUGAGCCUAUCUCAAGAACUGUGACAUAGACAGGACUGGAAGAUACAGUAGUGAAGUGAAGUGGUGAGGCAGGAGGAGUGAAAUGGAAAGGGGGAAGGAUUUGGGCUGUUGGUCUCAGAGUCUGACCUGGUUUUCAGACUGUGUCCUGGGAUUCCUUAGGUGGUCACCUUUGUUAUUACAACUCAACUAAGCAUCUCAAUCUAUUUACUAAUUUAUUUAAACCCACAUAUCUGUAUGCUAGCCCACCUUUAGACUGAACAUUCAUGAUAUUUACUUAUCCAUCUAUUCACAUACUUUGUACUUACUUCCCUGACAUUGGGUUAAUCUGGUUCCUUAUUUUCUUUGUUAACUACCUACCUAUGGGGUAUCUUCCUUCCAGUUUGCCUGCCUUCUUUGGCAGGCCUGUCUUCUGAUCAAGACCACUGACCUUCCAGGGACUUCCAAAGUUGCUUCUGUAAUCUACCCACUUUCCUGAUGAUUCACUUGCUGCUGCAGUGAAACCUCUGUGCUUUGGAAACUUUAAUCCCCACUCCCACCCCAAUACACAGAUUGUGCGGAUUUCUUGUCUUCCUGUUCUUUGCACACUUUAGGAAGCUCUUGCCCUUCAUCACUGGGAAGGUGUCUAUUGGAUGGGUGGUAGAAGCCAGAGGGAGAACUGGAGGAGUUGUGCACUGAAGUCCUAUUGGCUCUGGGGUUCCAGUCUCCAGGAAUAGUCAUCUUCAAGCUGUGGGACAGAUGGCAUUUGAACAACCUGCCCCCAAACGGUCUCCUGGUUGCAGUGGGGAGACUCAUCUUCUGCCAGGGUGCAGACCCCUACAUUGGUGUCACAUGGGAAUAUAUCCUGCACCUUCUGAGGAUGGCCCAAAAGGAGGAUGACAUGUUGGCAGUAUGUCAUGGUGACAGAGGAAGCUCUGGUGAUAAUUGGCCAUCUCUUCUUCCUCAUUCCACCAUCCAAACUCAAGAAUCAAGUGAACCGUUUAACCCGAUGGUUAAUGACUUUGAUGUCUGCAAAAGUGGCACCUUUCUACAUUUCCCAGUGUAUCUUCCAACUUAUAGAUGCUCUGGCUCUUAGUGGCUGUGGAGGUAUAAACUUGGAAUCCCAGCUGGGAAAUAUUAUAGACAUGCUGUUCAAACAGCUGAGUGAAACAGUUGAGGACUCAAAUCAUCACUCUGUACAGAACCACAGCCUUGCCCUGAAGGCCUUCUAUAUCCUGACCAAGUUAUAUAAUGAUCGGGUGGUAACCUUAAUACGAGAGAACGUGGAAUCCAAGGAUCCAGCCAAGAUAAUAUCAACCAUUCAAAUUUUCACAGAUGUGCUCCAGAAAGUGCCCCAGACAGAGAAACUGAAGAAUGAGGUGAUGCAUUCAGUCAUAAUCAUGAUUCAGGAGGAUCUCAAACCAGUGCGAAGGGCCCUCCUGAACUUCAUCGAGAUGCUGAUCCAGCAUGACUACUUGGCCCCGCACCAGGGGAGCAUCAUCAUCAACUAUGUCAUCAAGCUCAGCGAGUCUGACUGCUCAAAUGAAGAGGACAUCCAACUAACGUGUUCCAAAAUCCUACAGAUGGUAACCUUGCCCAAACUGAUCACCUUGGUAUGCCAGCCCAGCAACACCUUGGCCUUCGUGCCCCUGAGUAAGAUGGCCACGAAAAUGGCUCUGAGGGCCCGUUCCCUGGGCCAGGUUCCCUACCUCAGCAGCUUUCACCUCAGGCCUACCCAGUUCAUCUCCCCACAGAAACUCCUGACCCAUCUUGUGAUGUUUUCCCUGAAGCCCUAUAGAGAAGGGGAGUUUGGUGUAAGCUCUCUAAGGCUACUAUAUGCCCUGCAUCCUAUCACCUCCCUGCACCCCGUUAUCAACUCGAAUGUGGGCCAGCUGUGGAUGACGGAGAUCCCACAGAUGUUGCAGAUGCUGGAUGAUCACACUGAGAAGAGCCUGAAUCAGGAGGAGUGGGAAGGCAGGCUGCUCCAGUUUUCAAGUCAGUCAUUAUUGGCUAUCGAUGAUGACAGCUGGCUGGAGCAACUCAUUAAGGUUGUCUUGGAGAGGAUAAAUUAUUUCAGCGAUGAUGAUGAGGAGGAGAAGGCUUUUCUAUAUAAAUUCUUUGGCUUCACCCUGCGGACCUCGAGGAAUAUAAAAAUGGUGCAGAUGAUGCUCUCCGCCAUCCUACAAACUGUCCAUGAAGAGCUGCAGGAGAGGGAGGGCAUUGCUGUGGCACUCAGUAUCGUGUCCAUGAAACAUCUGAAGGUAACCCUGGACCAACUGCAAGCAUAUAGUGCUAUACUCACUGACAAGAACUCAUCAUCCAUCCUCAAACUGAUGAAGGAACAUCAGCAAAGGGAAUGGGGGCUGGUCUGUAACAUCAUCUACUUAAGCUAUAGCAAGAUUAUUUCGGAGAGCAAGGGAGCCAUCUUCAUGCAUUUAGAUGACAUCCUGGCCAUGGUCCUGCAACACUACCGCAACUGUAUUGUAGAAAAGGAUAAGAACCUGAAGCUGGAGUACCUGGAUGCCCUGACCAAGCUAAUAAACAUCUUGAGCAGCCAGCCCAUGGCCUUUCAGUUCAAGUUCCCUCAGAAAAUAGAAAUUGUAACCUUUAUGAUGGAGUUAAUCAGGGAGGAGCCAAUGAAUUCCAUCUCCAGUUCCAUUAGGCAGAGGGCAAUGAACUUCAUCACUAACUUCAGGAAGCUCCAUCCCCUCACAGAGGUGGAAGAAAGAACAGAGCUACUCCAAACGUGUUUUCAGAGUGUGCUAUGCCUGCCAUCCACAGAGGAUUUGCAGAAGGAGGCAUCCAGUUCCCAGGAAGCCCAGGCCACUGAAGAUUUGCUCAUGGAGACCCUUCAAUCCCUCCUAAGGCUAAUGGAGACACUUAUUGUUGAGAUGCCUUCUCAGAUCCAGUACUGUUUGGAGCAUCUGAACAUAUGGCUGAAUUCCCAGAACGACAAUGAGAGGGAACGGGCCACGUGGUGUGCUGCCCGUAUUCUUGGCUUCACUGCAAAAUGGAACAACUUUGGAGUGGAGAUCAAGUUCUCUCGGUUGGGGUGCUUGGUAAGGCUGCUGGCCAUGCGCUGCCAGGACCCAGUGGACAACAUCUGCUUCCUGUCUUCACAGGCAGUCUACAACCUCUACCGUAUCCUCCUGCUGCAAAAGCAGAUGCAAAGGAAAAAACAGGGCUUAUGGGAAGAAGAGGGCAAGAGUGAAGUCUAUAGUGCCAACGUGUUCUAUAACAACACCUUUGAGAUUGCCAAGGCAUUUGCAGAGUACUUCACCGAGAUGCAGCUCACCCACCUGGUGCUGACGGCCAUGGAGGGUCUGACUGACAGCAAGGCCACUGUGUCUCUGGCAGCAGCCCAGCUGAUGAGUGCUGUUAUGAAAGAACGGGGCAGAGAUAUGAUAAAGAUUGAAGAAAUUGUGGAGGGGAUUGUGGGACGGCUCAACUUACAGCUGGAGCCCAACACGAAGGAGGAGACAAUGCGGGCCAUGUGCUUGCUGGCUGGCAACAACACCCACAGGGUUGUGCCCAUGCUGCUCAACAAGACCCUGCCUUGGGACAGAACCAACCUGGCCCUUUGGAAGGCAUUUGGCACCCGGCGAGAGACCACAAUCAGCGUCCUGCAGCUGCUCAUAGGCAUCCUGGAAAAGCUCCACUCCAGAGAGGAAUCUAGGGAGAUGGCCUUCCAGCCUGUGGCGGUGACAUGUGCUUUGUGUGAGAUGCUGUCAGGGUCCCUGUGCCAGGAGGCUGUCCAGGAGCUCUACCCCCGGCUGUUGCUGGCUAUACUGCAUCAUCUCUACUGGGUGAUUGAACAAAAUGUCCCCCAGAAGAUGGUGGUCUACAACAGGGAGGAGGGCCCAGGCCGCAAAAGCAAGCCCUUUGAUCCUACUAGUUGUGCCUUGGAGGUAGUGAAGCUGGUGUUCGUGGCAGCUGCAUAUGAAGGAGUGGUGGUCUAUGCAAAUCAGCAUCACUGCUGGGACCUUCUGUCCAGCCCAGAGUUUUACUACAUAGGGAUCAUGGACCUGACAAGUGGCAUUGUGAAGAACUGUGAACCUGCCAUCCUGCAUCGAAUCCUCAACCUCAUCAGGAACAUCCUCUAUAGCUCCAACUAUCACAGGAGGAUUCUGGCCAGGACUUUCUAUGCACAGCUGCUCUGGCACCGAUCAGUGGCUCAGACUGUGGGGCAAGACUUUUUGGGCAAUCUAAUCAAGUGGACCAACGAGCCCAACAUCAUUAUGAAAGAAGUUGGGCUCCGUGGAAUCAGUAACCUCGCAUUGCACCCAGGACAAUCAGAAUCUCUGAAGAGCCAGGUUCCAUUCUUGCGAGACUUCCUGAAGAAUGAGGCACGAGUGACAAUGCAGGCAGUAAAGAGCCUACGGAACAUCAUCUGCUUUGGGAAGCAACAGAACACCAAGGUGGUAUUUUGCAGCAUCUCCAAGCAGCUGCGUCCACUCAUCAAUGAUGAGAGGGACCUGGUGAAGAUCUCGGCCACCUCUGCCCUGGGCCACAUGCUGCAUCGAGUUCACAAAUUCAAGCCGGGAGCCAUCACCCGAAGAGAGAUCUACAGUUUUCUAGUCCCGCUGCUACUUAGCAUUCAGGAUAAUAACACCGAGGUAGUCAAGGCCUGUGGAGGGGCCCUGACUGAGUGGACUAAGGUGAUUGGCUGGUCAUCACUCACACAGACAUUCCAGCACACCACCCUCAGUGAUCAUAUCCAGGUAUUGGAAGAAACGUGCAAGUACCUGGUGGGCACAAAAAACAUACAGCUUGUGGGGGAGUUUCUGUCCCAGAGCUUCGACUUCCUGACGAGCCCUCAGUCCUUCCUACGGGAAGCUGCCAUCAACUUCAUAGGAUUAACAAUUAAGAGGUUAACCAUGAAACGAAUUCACGAGGAUGAUGUGGAGCUGUUACAGAAUGCUAUUGGAAGUCUGAGGAAUGAUCCUGUGGAAUCUAUCCAGUCUUUGGUCACUACUACCCUGAAAAACCUUGAUGAAUAUCUUAAUCCCGAGUCUAUGUCUGCUUCCAGGAUGAGCCAGCUGAGCAAUAACAUCUUCAAAGUCACUGGCAUGAAAACCUCAGAGAGAAAGAAGCGGCUGUUUAAGACUGUCAAACAGGAAAGAGAUGAUGAUGACAAUCAGAAAAAGAAUAUCUGGAAUUGGCUUCGAGGCCCUCUAAAUUCCUUGUGCAACUGGCACAAUAGGAGGGUGAAAACUACUCCACUCAUAAUAGGCAAUUCAGAUAAAUAAUCAAUAUGGUCACAGGUCCCAACAUCUGAAAGUCCACCUACAGAAGCUGGGCCUGCCCCUAAAUAAGUUGCACCUAAUUGCUCUGGGACUGAAGCCUUUUCCAUUUGUUGUCCAGAUAAGCAGUACUUUGAUUCACAGUAGCUCUCCUACCUUUUUCCAACUGGACGGGCUACCUGGGAUUACACCCAAGGAGGCGGUUUUGAUCCUAGAAGGCACAGUAUGUGUCUCUCCCUAGGGGAUUGUUGGCUAUCAGCAUAUACAUUUGUCAAUACAACUUAUUUUCUCAUCCUAA